Molecule: messenger RNA, 252 nt
Organism: Arabis nemorensis
Lineage: Eukaryota; Viridiplantae; Streptophyta; Magnoliopsida; Brassicales; Brassicaceae
Source: the annotation of a GenBank genome assembly
AUGGCAGAAACUGAGUUAACUGACGGAUUCAAGAUUGAGCAGCAAGAGAACAAUUUGAUUAGUUCAGGGUUAGUGAGGCUCAUUCUCGUGUUUCUCCCUGAUCCAUCUCUCAAGAUUGACGCUGAGGAAUGUUCUAGAAUCGUUCAUGGACUUGUUAGCUUUAAGGUUCUUGAAACUUCGAAGGCAAUCUUGACGGAAUAUACUCUGAAGCUACUCUCAAAAGGACAGAAGCCGAUCGCAAAGGCUAAGUAG